This is a messenger RNA of Megalobrama amblycephala (Wuchang bream), 1278 nucleotides long. RefSeq lists its product as uncharacterized. The record is from RefSeq and is a predicted model, not a curated record. Bases 283 to 1278 code for a protein of 331 amino acids. NCBI's taxonomy places the organism in Eukaryota, Metazoa, Chordata, Actinopteri, Cypriniformes, Xenocyprididae. The transcript is spliced from 3 exons.
GGAGAGUUUGAAAAACCUGCAGACUGCUAUUCAAAAUCAGGCAGUUAUUGCAGAUGUGGAAACUGCAAGAACAAAAGAAGCAGAAGCAGACUCAGAAACAACACCAAAGACAGUCAGACAUGACUCCCCAUUUGUUAAAGUCUUUGAGGGUAUAUUCACAGAUACCAAGAGAAAAAUGUGAAAAAGAAGGGGUUGAGCACUCCCUCAAAUCCAUACUUCUGCCCAGGUUUGAUUGAUAUAGUCCGCACCUACAUUGCAACCCUGCCACUUUGGACUGGAAUAAUGUUGAAACAUUUAGGGCAAACCAGAGACACAAACAGUCAAGCAGAAAAUUGGUUCCGUACCACCAAAAACAUCGUCCUCAAAAACAAACUCCACAGAAGGCCUGGAGAUUUCAUCCAAACCAUGCAUCAGUUCAUAUCUGGUCGAAUGCGUGGUGUCAGAGUAACAGAAAUUCGGCAGAAAGUAAUGGAGGAGAAGGAAUUGGAAGAAAUUGACAAACCACUAAGCCAGGAGGAGCAAUGGAGGAAAAAAAAAACGAAGAGAAAAAAAUCUAAAUACUACAAUCCCCCAAAGGCUCAGAUAAUCAAGAAGGCCUCUUACACAUCUCCUCCAUGGUCUGGCCAUGGAAAGCUAGGACAGCGGUUCAUAACUAUGACAAACACAUGCACCAUCGACAAUUUGCUGUACAUUAUGUACUUAGCAAUGAAGACAAGACCAUUCAUUCUAUCAGAAAUUGAGCAAAUGAAAAUGAAGGACAGUUGGAUGAACACAUUGUUGGAGGUUUAUCAACACUUCUCUGUUGGGCAGUGGUCUCAGGGCAAGAUCUCCUGGCUAAAAAACUUGGACCGUUUUCAAGGGAAAGAUCUAUGGGAUGCAUUUGGAUCUGAAGGUGACUAUGUGGUUUGCCGUCUAGACUACAUCCAUCACAAUGAAAGACUGUCUGUAUGUGACGCUCGCAAAUGUCCUUUCCCUGAGCUCUCAAAGCUUUGCUGGUCUGUUGCUGUACUGUGUAAUGACUUCUCAGACUUACAACAGUCAAUUAACAACUGGGUUGCUGACAAUCAUUCACUGCCAUGCAGAAAAAAGUGGAGGAACGGAAGGGUCUGUCGGGGAAGAAGAACAUACACAGCCCGCAAGUUUGUUCAUGGAGUGCCUCCUUUUGUGAUUAUGGCAAUAGAUGCUACAGUCACCUGUGAUGGUCAUCCAGAAAUGCAGCCACCAAUGCUUCCUUCAUCAGUUCUGCUUUGUGAUGAAAGGCAAGAAUCUCCUUUUUAA